Hypomesus transpacificus is the source of this 543-nucleotide messenger RNA. RefSeq names its product family with sequence similarity 163 member B, genome duplicate a (gene fam163ba). The record is from RefSeq and is a predicted model, not a curated record. The transcript is spliced from 2 exons. NCBI's taxonomy places the organism in Eukaryota, Metazoa, Chordata, Actinopteri, Osmeriformes, Osmeridae. Bases 1 to 543 code for a protein of 180 amino acids.
AUGACAGCCGGUACAGUGGUCAUCACUGGAGGAAUCCUCGCAACUGUUAUCUUACUCUGCAUCAUCGCAGUACUGUGCUACUGUAGACUGCAGUACUACUGCUGUAAGAAGGAGGAGUCAGAGUCGGAGGAGGAGGAGCCAGACUUUGCUGUGACGUCCCGCCUCCCUCCGGUGCACUCCAAUCACAACAUUGUGGCGGCCUCGGCCGCCGUCUCCUCCGCCCCAAACGGGCCCGCCCUUUUCCCACCGCCGCCAGCGCGGAAGCUGACGCGCUCACAGACCUUCUGCCCGUCCUGCACCCACUAUGAGCUGCCGUUCUACCUGCAGCAGCCGGAGGGCCUGCGGAACGGCGGCGAGCGCGUCAGCUACCGUAGCGUCCAGCAACACGACCUGGACCCCCUGCCCCACCCUCUGCCUCACCAGCUGCCCCUCCGUGUGCCCCUUCCCGUAGACCUGCCCAGCUACCACAAGCUCAACCUCACCCGCUCUGUCACCAUGAGGGACAUGUUCACGCGCAGCUGCAGCAUUAGCACUGAUGUGUAG